Molecule: messenger RNA, 738 nt
Organism: Gossypium raimondii (Peruvian cotton)
Lineage: Eukaryota; Viridiplantae; Streptophyta; Magnoliopsida; Malvales; Malvaceae
Product: WEB family protein At1g12150-like
Exons: 1
Coding region: 1-738 (245 amino acids)
Source: RefSeq, a predicted model, not a curated record
AUGGCGACCCCUGAAUACAACGGGUGGUGGAGUAGGAGAGUCAAAGAUAAUAUCCCCAGACUGAGAGAAGAAGAUGUUCGGCCAAUAGAAGAGCAUUUGCAAGUGGUCCCCUCUGAGAUGGAAAUCAUCAAACAAGAUUUUGAAAAAAGGAGUUUGGAGUUAGAGAGGAAAAUAGAGCAAUUAGAAGAAGAAAAAAUGCAACUAGGACUAGAUGUUGAUGUUCAAAAAUUAGAUGCUGACAAACUGAGAAAAGGAAAGAACAAGACAGAAGAAGAUUUUGACAGCCUGAAGACAGAUUACAAGAAGUUGCGUAGGUCAAUGAGAACUGCCGGCUUGGGUAAAACGUCAGAGCAAUGGCGACAGGAAAUCCAGGAGGAAAGGACUAAAGUUGAUCAAUGGGAAAAGAAAUUUCAUGAUACUCAGGCCCGAGAGAUUACUUUGAAAGAGAGUCUACUAGUUUGCCAAAAUGAGAAAGCGGCAUUGAAAGUCCGAGUAGCUGAGCUAGAAAAGUCGCUUCACCAACACCGUAGUCGUAAUUCUGCGAUCGAAUUAAAGGCAAGUUUAGGCAAAAUUGAAGAAUUGAAGGAACGGGUAGGAGAGCUCGAAGACGCGAUACAAAACAGUGAACUCCGAAUAGAACUUCUUGAAAGGGGUAAUGAACAGUGGCAAGAGCAAUUCCAUCGAUCGCAAAACCAGAUUAGAGAAAGAGACUAUAUUAUGGGUGAGGCGGUGGCAUAA